AUGGGCCCGGGGACGACCGGGACGCGGGACAACGGGCCCAGCUUCUGGCCUGAGGAGGCCAAGCUGCUGGGCUUCAAGGCACACAUCGGCAAGUACUACUCAAGCCCGAUGCGCCCCGGCGUCCUACUUAAGCUUAACCACUACCCCGCCGCUCUCCCGGAACUACCCGGCAGCGCCGGCAUCCACGCACACAGCGACCUUGAGAGAUUCACCAUCCUGUGCCAAGACGACGUCAAAUCGCUCGGGGUCCUCUCCAAGGACGGCGGCUGGGUUCCAGCCGACCCCACCCGGGGAUUCUCGUCGACCAGCAACACGUUCCUAUCGGUGAUCCACCGCGCGUACAACCGCGAGGGCCGUAGGUGGUACUCGGUGCCCUUCUUCGGCGCCGACUACGACGCCGUCACGGAGGCGCCACCUAACUGCGUCAGCGCCGCGCCGCCCGCCCGCUACGCUCCGGUCACCGCCGGCGAGCACGUUCGCCAGAAGCUCUGCCUCACCUACCCCAUACACGUCCCAGCCGCUUAGAGGACGCAGCUAUCCCCGAACAGGUAGGUAGGUGAUAAUAGUGAGGCUAGAGGGCUUACGCCGAGGAGCGAUAAGAAGGGUGAAGGUGGAGGAGUGGAGGAGUAAGGCGGAAGGACUCCUGAAGACUGAGCACAUUCAUACGCCAAAAAAACCCCCCGUUUGUGGGUGCUGUUGAAGACGUCGAGGAGAUAGAUAGGAUGUCUAUUGUAGCAAGACAAGCUUUCUGUAAAUAGCCAGCGAUGGUGGUCAUUACUAUAUAUUAGGAGCGAGCGGGCACGGCGGGCAGACCAGGUGCGGGACGAGGGGGCCACUAGACCGAGUCGCCACCGUGUGCCUUAUAUCUCCCGGUUUGAAGAUGGUAAGGGCAGUUGUAUAUAUAAAGUCACGUGAAGAAUGACGCUGGAGAGUAGAG
This is a messenger RNA of Durotheca rogersii, 937 nucleotides long. RefSeq lists its product as uncharacterized. The coding region runs from base 1 to 525 and encodes 174 amino acids. The record is from RefSeq and is a predicted model, not a curated record. Gene Ontology annotation, molecular function: dioxygenase activity. NCBI's taxonomy places the organism in Eukaryota, Fungi, Ascomycota, Sordariomycetes, Xylariales, Xylariaceae. The transcript is spliced from 4 exons.